Molecule: messenger RNA, 1334 nt
Organism: Siniperca chuatsi (mandarin fish)
Lineage: Eukaryota; Metazoa; Chordata; Actinopteri; Centrarchiformes; Sinipercidae
Gene: and3
Product: actinodin3
Exons: 5
Coding region: 98-1045 (315 amino acids)
Source: RefSeq, a predicted model, not a curated record
UAGGCCCACUUGCAGUUCAGUGGCCAAUGGAGUGGCCCCAGUAUUAACAGCAGUAUUUAUGAACAGUUGUGCAGCAGAUUAGACCAGGACCGGGGAGAUGCAACAGCAGUUGCAGAUGUCGAAGAUGAUUUCCCAGGUGUCCCUGUUGAGGGCGCUAUGCUGCCUGCUGUUAAUGCCAGGUUUGCUAGAAGCAACAUCUCUGGUGAAAGUAAAGAAUCCUGGAGGGAAUCCGUUUAGCAUUGGCUCUGCUCAAGCACACGAUUUCUUGACUAAUUCUCGACCUAAGAGGAACAUUGACCCAAAGUGGUACCGAGGCACUCCUGAUUUUCAGUCCUACUACCGCUUCUACAACAGUAUUGGACACAUUGAAGGACUCUAUGAGAUUGACAGGAUCAGGAUGUUGUAUCAGCAGAUGCGUCACUUGGAGCUGACCUAUGGCCCAGAUGCCUCAAGUUACCAAAAUGUCAUGGGUGUACUGACUACCACUGUAGCGCCAACUACUACCACUCAGCCUCCUCCACAUCCCACCACCCCUGCUCCUACACCAGACCCUCUGGAGAAUGCUCAGAGGGUCUAUCUGUGCAACCCCAAAGAUCCACUGUGCAAACCUCAGAUCGUCUACCUGCCAACAGGGGCUGUUGCAGUACUGUGUGACCCACGACUCAACCCCGCCUGCAGACCCAAAACAGAGGAGGAGAUAAAAGCUGCUGCUCCUCCCCAGCUAACCCCGGCUCCAUCUGCUCCCAAAAAGUCUGUCCCACCACCCCCCCCUGCCAUCACUGUUAAAGGUAUAGAGUAUGACUGUGACCCAUACUGGGACCCUGACUGCCUCAUCGAUCACCCUCCCCGCCCUAUCCAGGACACAUCCGAACCAGCCACCCCUGCUGAAGAGAAAGUGGUGAAAGAGGAAGUAGCAAAAGCCAAGGAAAGUGUCCCAGCAGCACCAGCCACCCAGAAAACCCCCAACCCUUACUUUGACCCUUAUGAUUUCAAACGUGACCUUUAUGACCCCUUUCGUUAUGCCGACCCAGCUCCCGAACAGUAAAAACAAAGUUUUUAAGAAACUAUAGCCUUCUAUGCAGACUGUAAGUAAGACUACAAAAUGAAAUCACAAGACCAAACCAAGGCAGGACUUAAUCCAAUCGAUGCGAAUCAUCAAAUGUUUUACAGGACAGACAUGUAAACAAUGCUUUUAUGCUCAUAGUUUUUCCACAUGACAAACCACACUAUUACUUUGCUGUAUGUUUGUAUGGGUGUUUAUAAGAUAUGCACAAUAAACCUUUGUAUGGAAUAAAAACAAUAACAAAUAAUAAAAAUGUAUUGACAAAUGGUAA